GCGACAGCAGUCUCUAGAGCGCCAUGGCGAUCCACUUGUGUGAUUGUGUUGGACGUGGUUAAACAUGGGCCUGUGGGCCUACUCAAACUCGAGACCCCAUAACCCCGCACCAAGCUGUGUGAAUAUUUCCUCGAGGCUGCCUCUGCCUCGUUCCUGAAGAUCAUAGCAAGGACGCCACAGUACCAGGUGCUCAAGUCUGUGACAUCGAAAACGUUAUGUACGAUCCAGAGUCGCCAACGGGAUCUCCAGGCACACCAGAACAUGAGGUCGACGAGACUAGGUUCGAGAAGGAAACGUCUGGCAAAGACUGCGCUGGGGAGCACAAUGCCAAGGAAAAAACAAAAAAUACCGGCGGCGUCCACGUCCGUUCUUGGGGAAGAAGAUGAAGUGAGCAGCACCAAGAGUGAAGGCCAAACAUCUGAAAUCAGUUUCAAGGACCUUGAGUCCCUAGCUAUGCCCGAUGUGAAAGACAGUCCACAAGUGAUCUCACCGUGCGAGACCCUUGUCGAAGUACCUCCUCAGGUGCUGGACGCUUUGAACGACAAUGAACAUGCACCGUCCGUGACUCCUUGUGGUGAGGUGGACGGAUGUGGUGUUGGUGAAGUGACAGAGAAUGACAUCCCAGUGGAAGGCAAAGAUUGUGAACUGUCUUGUGCGCAAGUGGUGAUUGUGGCCGGGAGGACAGAUGCAGACGAUCAGAGCAGUCAGUCAACUGAGAACACCGCGGAAGAGGGAACACAGGACGAAUCUAGCGUGGCGUCUGCAACGGACAGCCAGACUUCAUCGUCUGAAAGUACGUCAACGAAACGUCGACGAGGGCGAACUCAGAGGGUGACACCGUCCAAAGUUAAACCCGAGCAAGACGCUCCUGUGACAACGGAAGAGGUGGGGGAAAACAAUGGACCAACUACACGGAGGAGGAGCAAUAGGCUGCGCUCAAACGAGAAGAAGCCCGAGACACCCGUGAAAGUGAGGACGCCAAAGGGAAAGAAGGGGAAGAAGAAGAAAGAUGAAGAAGAGGAGCAAGGGGAAGAAAAGGGAGAGGCUCCCAAAGAGGAAAAGGAGGAAGUGAAAGAGAAUGAGCAGGUUGAGUCUGUGGUGAUGACGGUGGUGAAUGUGGAAGAUGAGGUUCAACUGAAGGAAGAGGUCGAGACCAAGGUAGAAGAGGAGGAGGAUAUAAAGCUGGACAGUGAACAGGACCCUCCCAGUACCGCGGAUGAAUAUGCCAUUGUAGACGAUGCAGGAGAAUCGUCGGACAAUGCGGGCGAGAAGGAGCAAAGCAGCUCUGCUCCAGAAUGUGAGGAGAAUAUAAAAGAGACAGUCGAAGUUGUAAAGGUAGCGGAAAAGCAAGAUGGAGUAAACGACGCAGACAAGCCCUCGGUCGCUCCGAGCACUACCACUGGGAAAGAAGAAGUUAGCGAUAAUCGCAACAGGCGUUACUACAGCAGUCCGGACAAGGGUUUGAGCUCUCCCUCAAAAAGCCCGUCAUCGCGAACGAGAAGAAAAUCUCGAUGGGCGGAUGCAGAGCCGAAAGUGGUGGACGAGCCCUCAGUUACAGGUGUUGAGCACGCGGUGGAAAACACCUCCACCAGUGAGUCCCCCAUGCCCCCUCCCAUGCCACCCUCUUCACCUUCAAGGACUGCUUCACCAUCGAGAAAGGACGAUUCUGCGAAGCCCGAAAAGGUGAAGUCACGCUGGCGAAGAAGCAGCGAGCUGGAAACUAGCGACAGCACGUCAGUGUCUCAAAAGUCUGACAGCCGAGCCCUACCGCCAGCGAAAGUCGCGGAGGGCAAGUCCGGGUCCUCGCGGAUCAGGUCACCUCCCAAGGCGUCGUCGCCGCAGAUCAAGUCCGCUCCUUCGGACAGUCAGCUCCUCUCUGACGGAAAGGCGGUACUCUCGCGUCGAGAAUGCACUCCCCCGAGAGAGCCCGUGAGAGCAAAGAGGGAGCCAGAACCGCCCUCAUCUCCAAGGGAGGUCUCCAGGACCAAGAAGGAGCACAAAUCUCCCUCGCCUCCGGAGGAGCCGAUUAGAGUCAAGAAAGAAGCAGAGUCUCCGUCGAAAGGAGGGUACGAAGAAAUCGACGAAAACAUCUACCGGUUUGAGAGGAAAAAGUGCAAGAGCAAGAAGGAAGUGCGCCGCAUGAUCUGUGACUGCACGCUGACCAAAGAUGAGAAGAAAAGAGGUAUCAUGGGCUGUGAUGAAGACUGCCUCAACCGCCUACUUAUGAUCGAGUGUGGUUCGCGUUGUCCCAUUGGAGAUAACUGCAGCAAUAGGAGGUUUCAGAAGAGAAGCUAUGUGAAAGUGGAAAAAUUUCAGACUGAGAAAAAGGGCUUCGGACUAAAGACCCUCGAGACCUUGGCCUCGGGUGCAUUUGUGAUGGAGUACGUUGGAGAGGUGCUGACCCCGGAAGACUUUCGCAAACGGGUGAAGCUGUAUGCCCGUGAAAAUCACCAACACUACUACUUCAUGGCCCUGCGCGCGGAUGAAAUCAUCGACGCCACUCAGAAGGGCAACGUGUCACGCUUCAUCAACCACUCCUGUGAUCCAAACUGUGAGACACAGAAGUGGACCGUCAAUGGAGAGCUUCGUAUCGGGUUUUUCACCAGGAGACCAGUGAGGGCCGGGGAAGAGCUAACGUUUGACUACCAGUUUCAGAGAUACGGCAAAGAAGCGCAACGUUGCUACUGCGAGUCGAGCAACUGCCGAGGAUACAUUGGGGAGGACAACAAGAUGUCGCUGAAAUCCGGAAAGAACGUUGCGCCCAAGAGGAAGAAGGAGGAACGCAAGCGGGACACUGUCGAGGAUCUUGCUAUGGAGGAGGAGAUUGAGAAGCUAAGCGGAGGCCUUAGGAACAGGGAACAUACUCUCGUACUUGCUCGGCUCAUGGUUCGAGGAGAAGACAUGGACACUCGACGUAGACUACUUGAAAUCAUUCAGAACACAACAGAAACGGCAUGCCUUCGCCUGUUUUUGGACUAUCAUGGCUUAUCGCUGCUGUGGAGCUGGAUGGUGGAUAUUCCUGAGAAUGAACUCUCGUUGAAAGGAGAGAUCCUCAACGUGUUGAAGGCACUGCCGGUUCCAAACAAGACCAUGGUGAAGGACAGUAAGGUGAUGGCUGUUGUCCAUCGGUGGGCUUCCGAACUCUCGGAAAUGAAGGCAUCGGGGAAGGUGGCUCCGGCAAAAGUUGAACGGGAAGCUGACGAAAAAGUGGAUCGUCCCAACAAGAAGGCGAGGCUCACAACGGAUGGGGAUGCUGGCCAGGACAGUGAUGCCUCAGAAGGGGCUGGCACCCAGUCGAGGUCGUCUUCCACGCCUGUCGUCUGUUCACCAGACUCUACACACACAGACCGAGAAAACGGGGAAUGCACUCCGGUUCAGACAGGGAAGGUAGUUGAGGACCUGUCGCAACUUACAUCGACGCUUUUGGAUUCCUGGAGUGAACUGAAGGAGGUCUUCAGAAUUCCCAGGGUAGAACAGGAAAAACGUAGGGAAGACGAACGGGAGGCCGACCGUCGAGAACGUGAGCGGAAUCGCAAGAACAGAGAGCGGGACACCCGUGACGGUCGAGAGGGCCGAGACAGGGAACAGCGAGACAAUAGGGAUGGACGUGAUAGGGAUAGCCGCGACGGUAGGGAUAGCCGAGACGGUUGGGACAACAGGGACAGCCGAGAGAGGUGGCACGACUCGCCCCCCGUGAGGGAUUGGCGUCGAGAUCACGACAGGUCAGACAGGAGACGUUUUUCAGCGUCACCGGAACGUCGAGAAGAAAAGAAGUCGUCGUACGGGCGUCCUGAUCGUCGUGGCGACGCCAGCUUCUCGCCCAAGAACAGAAAGAGAAUAUCCUGUAGUAACCUAGAGGUCAGGCAUUCAGAAGGUUCUCCGUACGACGGUUCUGUAGAUGACUCAACUUGGAGCCGUAACAUGCACAUCAGGCCUCUGCUGCCCACACCACCUACACUUACAAAGGAGGAAAGGCGUCACCUGUUUGCACUGGAAGUGCAGCAACGAGACGAAGAGGAGGCGCUCCGAAGGCAGUACAUGACCCCCGCGUUCCCUCCGCCCCCACAACCCGGUGGACAACCCCCAAUUUACAUGUACGAGCCAGGGGUGUACGGACCACAGGGAGCCCCCGCUAUGGGGCCCCCGACUUUCUACGAUCCCCAGUUGGGUGCCCCCAUGCAGGCCCCUGUACAGGCUCCUCCGCAAGAGUACAUGCUGCCUCCAGGAACUAUGUUGGCUCCACCUAUGGGAAUGAUUCCCCCCGGCGACCCUCAGCACCCACCACAACAGAUGAUCUCGAUGCCCAUGCCGCCACAUGCCAUGAUGCCGUUGCCAGCACAGCAGUCCCACGGGACGCCACCUCGAAUGUCACCAUUCCAGGGCGACCCCCUGUUAAUCCCACUGCCCCCAUCUCAGUCCCCCGAGGACGAAGUAACGCCGCAGAACCCCGAACCCGUGUCGUCCCCUACGUUAGACAGCACAGAAGCAGCAGGCGGCGGAGAUUCGCAAGAGAGUUACAGCCCAAUGCCAGGUUAUCCAGUGCAUGUCAUGGGGCAGGUGACGUCAACGGUGGUGCCUCCAUUUCAACAGCAGCAACCUAUACCCGGUGCACCUCAAGGCCUCCCACAGGGCCCAAUACCAGGGGCACCGCAGUUUGUCCAGCAACCGGGUGUGCCAGGUGUCUACCCCCCGGGGGCACAACCAGUCCCGUAUGGGACGGGCUAUGCCCCUCCUCAGAUGGCACAGCCGGGGAUGCCUCCGCCCAUGCAAGCUGGUAUGCAACCUGGAGUGCCACCCGGUAUGCAGCCCGGCAUGCAACCAGGAAUUCAACCCACUAUGCAGUCUGGCAUGCAGCCAGGGGUGCAGAUAGCCAUGCAACCUGGAAUGCAGCCUAAUGCACAGCCAGCCAUGCAACAGUUGUACUACAUCCAGCCACAGCCCCAAGUGGUUAACGAACAAGGGGCCCCCAUCCCAGCUAUGCAACCAUUGGCACAGAUAGCUCCAGCAGUCAUGGAAGCUGCAGUGUCGUCACAGGGCACCGCAGAACCCUCUCCACAGGCACCUCCAAAAAAGAUCAAGCUUCCUCCGCACUGGAAGACCGCAAAGGAUGAAGAAGGGAACAUUUACUACUACCAUGCUCUCACAAGGGAAACACAAUGGGACCCACCAUCGGGUGACGAAGUUGAGGACGACAUGGAUCUCGGUACGCCCACUUAUGACGAGCCAAAGGUGAACAGUUCUGUUGGAAGCAUGAGCUUUCGUGUCAAAAAGACGAGCAAGAAAAAGACUACGACUGCAGCAGCAGACACUUCCGAGGUGGCAAAAAAGAUAAAGGAACUAUUCCGUACAAAGAUAUCCUCGCACAUAGUUCAUUGCCUCAGCCCGUACCGGAAGCAAGACUGCAAGAUAGGCCGCAUCCAGAGCACAGAUGACUUCAAACACUUAGCACGAAAGAUGACCCACUUUGUGCUAGCCAAGGAACUGAAGCACUGCAAAAACGUAGAGGACCUUGAGUGCAACGAAAACGUCAAACACAAAGCGAGGGAAUUCAUUAACAAAUACAUGGCAAAGUACGGCCCCGUCUACAAGAAGGACCCCAAGGACGAGUGACAAUACGAUGCUCUACGUUCUACAAAUCAUUCGGCAUUCGUGACUCUCACUUCGGCCAACGAAGCAACUGUGAAUAAUCAUGCCGCGACACACAUGGUUGGCUGACUAGUGACGUUCCAAAACUGAUAGUAUUUAUUUUACAAUUUUUCAUUUGGACGGGUGCACGUGCGUGCCAGUGCGCAUGGACAAUUGUUAGAAAUGGACUCCACGUUGCGUGGUUGCAUCUGUUCUUCCCUCCUGUUUCGAUGUGCAUUUGCUGGGCACGCCAGUAUCAUGUAGUGCUAUAACUCAUUGAAGUAAUGUCUCCUGUACAUAGACUGCCAGAAUGGCACAUCACAUUACCGUAUUCACCGCCCAUUAAAAACUGUUGCACA
Molecule: messenger RNA, 5984 nt
Organism: Ornithodoros turicata
Lineage: Eukaryota; Metazoa; Arthropoda; Arachnida; Ixodida; Argasidae
Gene: Set2
Product: histone-lysine N-methyltransferase SETD2-like
Exons: 30
Coding region: 262-5610 (1782 amino acids)
Biological process (GO): regulation of DNA-templated transcription
Cellular component (GO): chromosome; nucleus
Molecular function (GO): histone H3K36 methyltransferase activity; protein binding
Source: RefSeq, a predicted model, not a curated record